Trematomus bernacchii (emerald rockcod) is the source of this 2363-nucleotide messenger RNA. RefSeq names its product ACD shelterin complex subunit and telomerase recruitment factor (gene acd). NCBI's taxonomy places the organism in Eukaryota, Metazoa, Chordata, Actinopteri, Perciformes, Nototheniidae. Gene Ontology annotation, biological process: telomere capping; telomere maintenance via telomerase. Gene Ontology annotation, molecular function: telomeric repeat DNA binding. The transcript has a single exon. The record is from RefSeq and is a predicted model, not a curated record. Gene Ontology annotation, cellular component: shelterin complex; chromosome, telomeric region; telomerase holoenzyme complex. The coding region runs from base 310 to 2121 and encodes 603 amino acids.
GGAUGUGCGAAGUGGCAAAUAAAAUAAGCGGAACGGGACCAUCAGACGAACCCACCAACACAAAGCCACCGAGAACAACGUUACACACGCCAAUGCAAUUUCCGCUGGCAGUCAAAUCUCCUUAACUUGGUAAUGUACACACUCUAAAUAAAAUGACUAUGCAAUGAUAAAAUAGUUAAUAAUUAUUCACUGCAUAUAGCUCAUGCAGAUAUUCUAGCGAUGUGGUGAUGCUUUGAUGGAGGAACCAAUGAGCAUCGGAUAUGUUGCCAACGGAACAAAGCUGGGGACACUCUGUUUGAAACUACAGACAUGAAUCGAGGUGCUCGCAGCAGACUGCCUCCGUGGAUAGAGAGUCUGGUCCUCAGCUAUGGCAGGGAGGAGGGGGGCAGCGGCGGGCAGCUGAAGGCGCAUGUCAUCGGGGUGGGUGAGAUGUCUCAGUCCCAGGCCCAGGGCUCCGAGGGCCCCACGAGGCUGCUCUUCCUGUCCGACGAGGAGCUGCAGAUUCCUGCCAUCCUCACAGCAUCAGCCUGGGAGCAUGUCCAGGAACAGGACGAUCUUGAAUAUUUCACCAGCCUUGUGAACACCACAGUUCGCAUCCACGACUACCAGCUGCAGUUUCACAUGGCCCCGGAACUGACUAAAUGCAGCUUCUUCUUAUUAGUUGGAGAGCUGGCUACAACUGCUGCCGGUCAAGUAAAAAACACCCCCCCUGCCAGCACCAGCCAGCCCUCCAUCAGGCUGAAGAUCUGCCAGACAUGGAGGGCCCUGCUGGCUCAUCAGAAGACACAGGACUCUCAGAUGAGCCAGUGGGGUGAUCUGUCGGAGCUGCUGGGGGAAUGGCAGCAUGACUGUCUGCAUGCUGUGCUUGGGGAUGUUCGAGAGAGACUGAUAGCAGCCAGCAGCCGCUCUAAGAGCCAGCAGCCCUCCACCUCAACUUACAACCCACUGCUGACCCCCCCAGACACAGUCACUGCCACACGCUGGAGUGUUGACAGGGUCCGAUUUAAAGGAGUGAAACCUUUCCCCAUUAAGUGUCUUCGCUUUCCAGAACAAGAUGCUGAGCAGCUGCACACACAGUUACCUGUUGGAAGCAGGACAACCGGUGGAGUGUGUGCUGCCUCUGAGGACAGAAAGAGAGAUUUACCUCAAGUCUUUAAAACUCUGCAGACCACGCAGCCUUCUGGUGACGAUGAUGCAGAGUGGGCUAUAGCCAAGCCGGAAGUUGUAGAGAGAGACGCCAAUGACAACUCACCUUGUCCUGUGGAGGACAGCAUGUUACAUGAGGACGGAAUCACAGUGUUUAUUGAUAGCGACAGGCCUUUGUCCAACCCUUGGGACAUUUUUCCUCCACCAUGUGACACCUCAUCAUCCUCUGAUGUGUCAACAGAAGCAACACCAAACCAUUUGCCACAAAAUCCCACUGCUACUGAAUUUCAGUCUGAUGAUGGUGUAAUCUUAACCAGCAUGCAACAGCCUCUCCACAGUUUAAAGGAUGCAUCAGAGCUCAACAAAGAAGAGCACAGCUUCCUCCCUCCAUACCAGAAAGAUCCACACUCAACCAGCCUCCAUGCCACUGCGACUCCUUCAACUUCCACUUCUGUGAGUCCACCACUGUCACACCUUAUUUCUGCCACAGACAAACAGCACACACACACAGACACAGCACAACAAAAUCUCCCAGCUUUGGACAAAGAAAGUCAGAUUUUGUUCAAAAACAUUAAGGGGACAAAUGAGAUAGUAUAUAGAAAUGCAGAGAGAAAGAGAAGAGAGCCCACAGCAGAAGCCCUGACCACCUUAGUGGAGCAGAAGACUCGGAUCAGUGGCAGCCCUCCAUCUUGGCUCUUUGACGCUCAGACAGGCUCUGGGGCUGAAGAGGGGGGCAGUCACCAGCCGGCUCAAACUGUAGGGACUGUUUCCAGAAAGACAAAGAGUCCCACUGUUCACAGUGACGGCAGGCUUUUCUCUUACUCUUACCAAGUGUCUGGACAGAAUCAGCAGGAUUUCCGUGGAUUCAGCGUCGCAGAGGCCCAUCUGCACUGGGCCGUGAAAUAUCUUGUGGUUUCAAAGCAGACGGAUCCUCCUCCCAACACAUCAGUAUCCUCUCAAUCAAAUGUCAUCUGAAGUUCUAAGUAUGUAAAUUGUCAAAAAGAUAAAAAUAAAUAAAGAUAUCUGAAUGAAGACCCACAUGCCAACUUUAUGCUAUCCCAUGCAGAUUUGGGCAGAAAUCAUACAGUUUCUUUCCAUGCAGUAUACAUGUGUUAUCACCUUUUCUGAAAUGGUGUAUUUGGAUACUUCCGCAAACUAAACAGUCUUGGAAUUGCAUGAAUUUGAUAUGACUGCAUAGCUGAGACUCUAAUUCACAU